UUGUUAUACAAGAAGACAAUUCCAAAAAGGAGUAUGAAGUAGUUGGACGUUUUCCAUUAGCUGACCCUUGGUGGAAAGUUAAGGUUAAAGCUAAAGAAGUGAGGUCGAAGUACUUUGUGCAAGGAUAUCCAUCGUAUUUUCUGCGGAACAAUAUAGAAGAGAACAACCGACAAGUCUUUUCGCUCUUUCUUAAGGAAUGUGCCGUUCCUGAUGAUCUUAAAGGAAAGUUUUUUACUUGGCUUCCUAUGGAGUCUGUGCUGAGUUUCAGAAAUCUUGAAGAAAAGCUGAACCAGUUCCAAGUUUCAUACUUAAAGACAGAGAAGAAAGGAGACACUAAGCACUGUGACAUCUUCCGCUAUGUUUUGAAAUCAUUUGCAGGAAAGGCAGUGUUGGUAGCUCUGACUUUUCCGAUGAUACUGGAAUUUUUGCCAAUCCUUCUGCCAUGUCAUUUUUGCUGUCUGUUGGAUAUGGUGUGUUGGCAAAGAAAGACUGAAGGAAACAGUGAUACAGGGCAUGAGGAAAUACAUGUUCAAGACAAGAUGUUCAAGUUGAACGAGAUAUUAAAGAAUGAUCCAUGGAAACUUGGAUUCAGCAGGAUUAUCUAUAGGGAACUGAACCUUUCUUACUGUGAGGCAACGUGGGCUGCCUUCUGUCAGUGUGAACAACUCCUCUCGAAGAUUCCCGACUUGCAGAAGAAUGCAUUAAUUCUGUAUGAUCACCUCAAGAAACAGUGUAAAGAAAUGGGACACACUUAUGAAGAUCAAGAUGAACUAGCUGAUUUUGUAUCUAAAGAUAUGUCCAUUGACCUUGCUUGGAAAUCUCUUGAAUUUUUGAAAGAUCAGAAUGUAGUGAUUAGGGAGAAAAAAACAGUGUUUCUGCCUCAUCUUUACAAAGCUGAAAAGGACAUUGCAAUGUGCGUAGGUGACCUUCUGUCAAACCACUCGUGGAAACUGGAUGUUGAUGUGAGAAAGAUACUUAACGUUGCUGCAAUAUCAAGAGAAGUGGUAGAUAACAAAACGAAUGAUGCCCAGGCUCAUGAAGUGGAACGGCUGAAGGAAAAUAAUCCAGACAACCAUAACUGUGAAAAUGACUUCCCUGAAAAGGAAGCGGAGUCGACAUCUGGUACCCAGAGUAAAGCAGAGGUGGACUCAGAUCAGGAGAUUGCCAUGCAGAGGAUUUGUUCUAAUGCCGUCACAAUCAUAAGUGGAAAGGGAGGCUGUGGGAAGAGUACAAUAGUUAGCUGCCUUUUUCGUCACUUAAAGCAGAUGGAAAAAGAAGUGGAAGCUGCUUCUAAGGACUUUGAAGAAGACCUGGAUGCGUCAGAGGAAUGGAAUACCUUUGAUCAUCAUUGUGAGUCAGAGAACAUGCACACAAAAAAACUGAACGUACUAUUUACGGCACCUACAGGGAGGGCAGCAAGCCUUUUGAGCGAAAAAACUAAGCUUCCUGCUUAUACACUGCAUCAGAUCAUCUAUAGCUUCAAAUCGUGGAGGCAGAGUGAGCAAGUACAGCCAUGGAAGUUUUCUACUGUGACAGUUCUGAUUGUGGAUGAAGGAAGUUUGGUGUCUGUUCACAUUCUUAGUGUAGUUUUAAAACUCUUGUGUAAGCAUGCUCAGCUUGCCAAACUUAUUAUUUUAGGUGAUACGAGACAGCUACCGAGCAUAGACCCAGGAAACAUGUUGGCUGAUAUCUUUGAGGGUCUAAAAUCAAGAGGCUGUUCUGUGGAACUGCGAACUAAUCACAGAGCUGAAUCGCAACUAAUUGUAGAUAAUGCCUCAAGAAUCUCCCAGCGGAAGUUUCCUGUAUUUGAUGAGGUGCUGCAAGUUACUGAUUGGAAUGAGGAAAUGGCAAUGCCAAGCCCAGAGAAGAAAUUCAUUCUUAUUGCUUUGCCCACUGGCGGGGGUUGUGACAAUUUGCAAACUGCCAUAAAGGCUUUACUUAAAAAAGGACCAGGAUUGCAGGAUGCCAAACAGUCACAGUUCAUCGCUUUCCGAAGGCAAGACUGCGAUCUGAUAAAUGAACUUUGUUGCCUACACUAUUCAGACCAUGUAACCAGAGACAAUAAAAACCGACUUUUGUUUCAAAUUCAUGACAAGAUUUCCUGCGUGCGGAAUACGUAUCUCAAGGAUCUCCUGCCAGAUGGUGGCUUGAGAGAGGAUCCGCAUCGCUGUGAAUGCAAAAGUGCAGGAACCUCCUCUACAGAGCCUGCCGAGGAGGGCAAACGACUGUGCAACGGGGACAUAUUUUUCAUAACGGAUGACACAGAAAUUCAGAAACAGCGCUUGCUGACCAUCAGCAGCACGUACGGCUCCACUUUCACAGUGAAGUACAAGGCGCUGAAGAAACUGUGUCACAUAAAACAUGCGUGGGCCAGAACUAUUCACACGUUUCAG
Messenger RNA from Eurypyga helias (sunbittern), 2393 nucleotides. It is a transcript of the gene HELB, whose product is annotated as helicase (DNA) B. The record is from RefSeq and is a predicted model, not a curated record. The annotation marks the transcript as partial. The transcript is spliced from 10 exons. Lineage: Eukaryota; Metazoa; Chordata; Aves; Eurypygiformes; Eurypygidae.